This is a messenger RNA of Aspergillus viridinutans, 687 nucleotides long. RefSeq names its product carbonic anhydrase. Gene Ontology annotation, molecular function: zinc ion binding; carbonate dehydratase activity. The transcript has 2 exons. The record is from RefSeq and is a predicted model, not a curated record. The coding region runs from base 1 to 687 and encodes 228 amino acids. Gene Ontology annotation, cellular component: cytoplasm. NCBI's taxonomy places the organism in Eukaryota, Fungi, Ascomycota, Eurotiomycetes, Eurotiales, Aspergillaceae. Gene Ontology annotation, biological process: carbon utilization; cellular response to oxidative stress; cellular response to carbon dioxide.
AUGGAGCCUUCCGACCAGAAACGGGACUCUGUCCCGCAGUAUCUCAAACAGUCGCAUGAGCGCAUCUUCGAGAACAAUCGCGCCUGGGUCGCGACGAAAAUGAAAGAAGACCCCGCGUUUUUCGAGAAGCUUUCUGCAGGGCAGACUCCUGAAUACCUGUAUAUCGGCUGCAGUGACAGUCGCGUCCCCGCCAACGAGAUCAUGGGUCUUGAAGCCGGGGAGGUCUUCGUCCACCGGAACAUCGCGAAUCUGGUCCCCAACACGGACCUCAACGUGAUGUCCGUCAUUAAUUACGCCGUCCGCCAUCUGCAGGUCAAGCACAUUGUUGUCUGCGGCCACUACCACUGCGGCGGUGUCAAAGCCGCUCUGACGCCCUCCGACCUGGGGCUCCUCAACCCCUGGCUUCGGAAUGUGCGCGAUGUGUACCGUCUGCAUGAGCGGGAGCUAGACGAGAUUAAAGAUGCAACUGCCAGAUAUAAGCGCCUCAUCGAGUUGAAUGUCAUUGAGUCCUGUAGAAAUGUGAUCAAGACGGCUGCGGUGCAGCAGAGCUUUCAUGAGCGGCAGUUCCCCGUUGUGCAUGGCUGGAUAUUCGAUGUGGAGACUGGUCUCCUUAGGGACCUGGAGAUUGAUUUUGAGGAGACUUUGCGGGAUAUCAAGAAGAUAUACAAUCUUGCGCCGGGCUCUUAG